AUGCUUCUACUGUUCCGAAUGGGUUUAAAGCAAUAUAUUCAGAGGCACCGCUGCGGUAUUCUUUGCAUAUGUUGGAUUUGAUGCCGUUGCUAAUUCAGCUGAAGAAUCAAGGAAGCCUCAGAUCAACAUGUUUCUAUUUGUUUUAUGCUUCUCCUGUUUCGAAUUGGUUUAAAGCAAUAUAUUCAGAGGCGCCGCUGCGGUAUUCUUUGCAUAUGUUGGAUUUGAUGCCGUUGCUAAUUCAGCUGAAGAAUCAAGGAAGCCUCAGGAAUCUUGGGAAGCUUGCUUAUAUGUGCUGGAUUAUACGUUGGAGUUUGCUUGGUGAAACACCGGGUUGGUUCUCAAAGAUGAGUAUUUACUAGAGUUGCUACCUAUUUCAAAGAUGAGUAUUUGUUGGGUUGGUUCUCAAUUGUUUUCAUCUUCUUUUUUUAUUUACAUAUCUGCAGAAAGAAUUCCUUUUCCUUCUUUUUGGCUAAAUUUUUACGAAAAAAAAAAAAAGUACUCUUGCUUUUGUUAAACAGAAAUGAAAAAGGGUAAAAAGUAUAAAAGCAGUUUCGCAGAAGCAAAACAAUGGUGAAAUGGGCUUCCAACGCAGGGUAAAUGGGCUAAGAUAGCCCAAAACGACUUUAAAUAUAGUCCAUUUCACCAAAAUGACUAAGAAAAACCCGACGUCCCAAAACGACUUAAAAAUCUUCAAUUUACUGCGUUUCCUUCAUAUCAUCAUGAUCGCCAUUUCCCGCUCUGCCAUUUUUCCUAAACUGUUCCUAAAUUUCAGUAUUAUGCGUUUGCUUCAUAUUACUUUUCAACUGCAGAAAACUACCCAUUACAUGCGCCUUUAUUUCAUCCAGUUUCUGUUUAGAUUUGUGUUUGCUUUCGAACAAUUGAAAUGGAAAAAGGAAGAGAGUCUAUCAGCACUUUAGUCAAGAAUAAAUUUGGAACUAGAAUACGUGUUCGAUUAAGUCGAAUUUGGAAUGCAGGUAUUGAUGCUAUGGAUGAGAAAGAUUUGGGUCUUGAUGCUGUGGCAAUAGAUGAGAAGGUGAGGAAAGUUUUCGAUUUUUAUUAUCUGUUUAGGUUUCAAUUUUUUUAUUUAAAUUGUAGUUUUGAUAUCAUUGCGAAUCUAAUUCUGUAUGGUGAUGUUAUCCAUAUUGUUAUGGAAAGAAAGUGUGCCCAAAUUC
This is a messenger RNA of Rubroshorea leprosula, 1172 nucleotides long. NCBI's taxonomy places the organism in Eukaryota, Viridiplantae, Streptophyta, Magnoliopsida, Malvales, Dipterocarpaceae. The record is from the annotation of a GenBank genome assembly.